AAACUCUAUCUACUUUUCAAAAAUAGUACUUUUACAACAAAUUCUUUUUAUCAUAAUUUUUAUUAAAAAUUUCAACUACACCAAACAUACUCUUAAUCACUUCUGAAAAUAGUUAGUUAAAAGUUUAAAUGUUCAGUGCUACCUAAGUAAGAAGUUGAUCAAGCAAGUUCAGUGCCGCCUGAAGCUGCUGAAAAAAAAAAGGUACACGAUGGUGAAACAGUUGAGGGAGGAUGUGACCGAGCUUAUCAAACUUGGCUAUGAAGAAAGUGCCUUUAACCGGGUUGAGCAAAUCUUCAAAGAUGAGAAAAUAAUGCCAGUCUAUGAUAUUUUGGACCAUUACUGUGAAUUCCUCACUCUUGAUCUCUCAUAUAUCCGCAGAAACAAGUAUGUGUAAUUGCACCAAACCCGAAGUCCUUCUUCAGUCCGCGCUUGCACUUCGGAA
Messenger RNA from Rubroshorea leprosula, 442 nucleotides. NCBI's taxonomy places the organism in Eukaryota, Viridiplantae, Streptophyta, Magnoliopsida, Malvales, Dipterocarpaceae. The record is from the annotation of a GenBank genome assembly.